CCAGGACCACCAAGACACCGAAUGUAACAAAGCCAUGUGACCAACCCACACAGCUGAUAACACCUGGAUCCACCUGCAGCUCCUUUUACACAGGCGCGCGCGCACACACCCACGCACACACAGAUGGCCAGUGUCUCCUGCAGGAGCUCAGCGGAUGAAGGACACCGUGAAGCGCAGCAGCUAAUCGGCUUUAUUGGGUUCAGUUGUGUCGGUGGUUUCACAGGAGCAGCAGGUGAACACUCCGACACCUUAUACCCGGUUCUGACCCGGUUCUGACCGCUGACUGGCUCUGUUUUGGGGCUGGGGGAGAGGGCUUUAAACAAGACCGGUUCUGAUCCAGAACUUCCCGGUGGUUUAUGGAUGUGACUGAACCUUGCUCCUCUGCUGUGAAGCUUUGUAAUCCAGGAUGUUGCCGGACUUCAGAACCAGAACCUAAUCCCGUCUUUCUGGAUCUGGACCUGAUGAACUUUGUAAAUAAAGUCAGUUUUUGCGUCUUUGCGCGCGGCGUCUUCCCAGCUGGAGAAGGACUGGAUCCUCUGGACCAGCAUGAGACCUUAGAAUGAACACCGGAGUCCCGCCCGGUCUCGAGAGCCCGCUGUCCGCCGGGCUGUGGCUCGGACCGGGACGGAGCGACGGAGGAGCCGCGGCGGAGAUGGCGGCUAACCUGAGCUCAGCGGGGGCCGGGGCGGGGCCCGGGGCUGGGGCGGGGGGCCACAACGUUCCCGCGCUGGUGUUCGGCGUGCUGCUGAUCGUGGUGAUCAGCUGCGGGAACCUGCUGGUGUGUCUGAGCGUGCUCACCGAGAGGGCCCUGAAGACCACCACCAACUACUUCAUCGUGAGCCUGGCGGUGGCGGACCUGAUGCUGGCGGUUCUGGUCCUGCCGCUCUUCGUUUACUCCGAGUUUCAGGAUGGGGUGUGGACCCUCAGCACCACCACUUGUGACGGUCUGAUGACCAUGGAUGUGAUGCUGUGCACCGCUUCCAUCUUCAACCUCUGUGCCAUCAGCAUCGACAGGUUCAUCGCCGUCUUGAUUCCUCUCAACUACAACAGGAAACACGUGGACCUGCGGCAGGCGGUUCUGCUGUCGGCCACCUGGAUUCUGGCUCUGGCCGUGGCCUCGCCCAUUAUGUUCGGCAUCAACAACGUGCCGGGGCGUGACCCCAGCGAGUGCAAACUGGAAAACGACGACUACGUCCUCUACUCCUCGGUGUGCUCCUUCUUCAUCCCCUGCCCCAUCAUGCUGCUGCUGUACUGCGGCAUGUUCCGUGGGCUGCGCCGCUGGGAGGAGGCGCGCAAGGCCAAGCUGAAGAGCAGCAUCCAGGCCUGCCGCAAGCUGCAGGAGGCUGCGGCCUCGCUGCCUCCUCUGGCCUCCUUACCCCCGCCUCUGCCUCCCAUCAUAGAGCGGGAGCUGACAGCCGACGAGCCGUCCACCUUACCGUCAACGGAACAACCGCUGCACUCCGUGUGUAAGGUCGGCCUUGUGCCCUCGGUCAGCUUUGCGGAGAUCAAAUUCAACCCCGACCCUCACAGAAGGAAGCGAGCAAAGAUCAACAGCAGGGAGAGGAAAGCUAUGAAGGUGCUUCCUGUUGUCGUUGGAGCCUUUCUCUUCUGCUGGACGCCCUUCUUUGUUCUGCACAUCAUGCGAGCUCAGUGUCAGGACUGCAGCGUCCCUCCGGCCCUGAUGAGCGUGGUGACGUGGCUCGGCUACGUGAACAGCGCUCUCAACCCGGUCAUCUACACCGUCUUCAACACAGAGUUCAGGAACUUCUUUAAGAAAGUGCUGCACAGCUGCUGCUCCUAGAGACAGGACGUCAGACCGAGGAGCAGGAGGACACUCUGCAGACUGUGGACAGACUGUGGACAGACUGUGGACAGACUGUGGACAGACUGUGGACCGACUGUGGACAGACUGUGGACAGACUGUGGACAGACUGUGGACAGGCUGUGGACAGACUGUGGACAGGCUGUGGACACACUGUGGACAGACUGUGGACACACUGUGGACACACUGUGGACACACUGGACAGACUGUGGACAGAUUGUGGACAGACUGUGGACAGGCUGUGGACACACUGUGGACACACUGGACAGACUGUGGACAGAUUGUGGACAGACUGUGGACACACCAGGUUCUUCCUCUCAGAAGUUUUCAGGUUUUAUUCAGAAGUGACAGCCCAGUUUGAGCUUCAGCGUGAGAAACAAACCGCUCAGGUGAUCUGUAGCCACUCUUCAAUAUGCAAACUAUUUUAUAUGUGUUCAUCUUUUAAAAAUAAAAAGAAAACUUCUUUAAAACUUCUAA
Austrofundulus limnaeus is the source of this 2299-nucleotide messenger RNA. It is a transcript of the gene drd4a, whose product is annotated as dopamine receptor D4a. Gene Ontology annotation, biological process: regulation of potassium ion transport; negative regulation of voltage-gated calcium channel activity; phospholipase C-activating dopamine receptor signaling pathway. Gene Ontology annotation, molecular function: dopamine neurotransmitter receptor activity, coupled via Gi/Go; G protein-coupled receptor activity. Gene Ontology annotation, cellular component: plasma membrane. The transcript has 4 exons. The record is from RefSeq and is a predicted model, not a curated record. Bases 560 to 1801 code for a protein of 413 amino acids. NCBI's taxonomy places the organism in Eukaryota, Metazoa, Chordata, Actinopteri, Cyprinodontiformes, Rivulidae.